Molecule: messenger RNA, 2095 nt
Organism: Rosa rugosa (rugosa rose)
Lineage: Eukaryota; Viridiplantae; Streptophyta; Magnoliopsida; Rosales; Rosaceae
Product: E3 ubiquitin-protein ligase BOI-like
Exons: 4
Coding region: 767-1822 (351 amino acids)
Molecular function (GO): ubiquitin-protein transferase activity
Source: RefSeq, a predicted model, not a curated record
AAUUCAUGGGGGUGGUGUAAAUUAAUGGGGCGAUGUUGGUGUUGGAAAUAACAAGCACGAGACUCCCUCUCAAGAAAAGCCAAACCCCACGCGAAGAAGAAGAGGGAAGCCAAAGGAAAAGAAAGAAAGAAGCAGAAUAUAAGGGUGUCUCUCUCUUGGACUGAUUCGUUUUCAAUCGCAUCUAUCUCUUCCUCCAAGCUCUCUCUACUUUCUCUCUCCAUCUCUAUAUUAACAAAGCAGAGCAAACAAGGGAAGGAAGGCAGGCAAGGAAAGUAGGUGAAAACAAAGUGCCAAAGUAAAUAGGAGAGAGGGAUCGAUAUAUAAGAAGAAGCCAUCAGGUAGCAAUAAUAAUAAGGGAAUGGUGCUGAUUCUGAAGAAGGUGCUGCUAAUUCUGAUGGUUGUGGUGGUGGUGCCCUCUCCAUUCACAUAAUUGAUCAUUUUCCUUUCUCUCUGAUUCCUUCUUCUCUUUCUUUCUCUCUCUGAAAAGUAUCUAUCAUCUCUCUGUUCUUAUUUUGUUCUUGUUAUUUUAUUUUCUCUUGCUCUGUAUCUUUCUCAUUGAAUAGUCCGCCUUUGCCUUGGUUUUGUGACUUGUUGAGGGGCAUCUUUCAUCAUGCUUGUUAUGUGCUAGCAGCGUUUAUUGUUCUUUCACCCUCCACAUUGCUCCCUUCUCUUCUUAAUAACUUCCUCUGCCUCUCUUCACCAAUUUCCAAUAUUUUAUUCACAACUCUCCCCUCUCUUCUAUAUCGUCAACAAUCUACAAUCUGCAAUGGCAGUUCAAGCUCAGUACCCUUCCAAUAUUCUAUUCCUAAACAGAAACGCACAAGAACCGCAUGAUUAUUCAUUACAAGCGCAACAAGGAUUGUACCUUGAUCAAUCCCACAUGCUAUUCAACAAUGGUGUAGGAGGGAAUAGUACUAAUCAGCGCAAGAGAGGAAGAGAAACUUCAGUUGGCACUGAUAUCACACCUUCAAUGAUUCCCUUCUCUUUGCAACAGUCCCAACCUCCUCAACUCAUCGACCUCUCUCAGCUCCACAAUCACAAUCACAAUCACAAUCACAACCACAACCACCAUCCCAAUGUCGUCUCCACCGGCCUCCGAUUAUCUUUUGGAGACCAACAACAACAUCAGCAACAAUUGCAACAGCAUCAUCACAAUCAACAACAACAACAACAACAGGAUUGUCACUCUUCUUCAUCUCUGUUCUCUGUUUUGGCAGAGGACUUUGCCUCCCAAAUCAAACAACAGAGGAACGAAUUAGACCAGUUCCUUCAAGCCCAGGCGGAACGACUACAGCGCACAUUAGCAGAGAAGCGGCAGACACACUACCGUGCGCUACUGGGCGCAGCUGAGGAGUCUAUUUCCCGUAAAUUGAGAGAGAAGGAUGCAGAGGUCCAAAAGGCCACGCGCAGGAACGCCGAGUUAGAGGCACGCGCCGCCCAGCUCAGCGUUGAGGCGCAGAUAUGGCAGGCCAAGGCGCGUGCGCAGGAGGCCACAGCCGCGUCCCUCCAGGUCCAAGUCCAACAGGCCAAGGCCAUGAUGAGCGCCGGGUUCCAAGUGGCGGGUGCGCAGGAUAGCAGGAGAGUCGACGAUGGGCUAACAUGCGCCGAAAACCAGGCGGAGGAUGCCGAGUCAGGGUACAUUGACCCGGAACGCGCCACCGGGUCGGGUCCUAGUUGUAAAGCGUGUCGGAAAGGAGUGGCGUCGGUGGUGCUGUUGCCGUGUCGGCACCUAUGCCUCUGUACAGAGUGUGACCAAAUGGUUCAGUCCUGCCCAUUGUGCCUCACCUUGAGAAAUUCGAGUGUGGAAGUCUUCCUUUGCUAGGGCCCAAGCCCAGAGCUAGGAGCCCAGGCCCAAUGGUAUUAUAAAAUUCAAACUGGACCAAAAAAAAAAUGAAAAAAGAAGAAAGGAAACCAAAUAAUAUUUGGGUACAAUAAAUUUUUAUUUUUAUUUUUCCAUGGUUUCUUUUUGGUUCCCCUCUCUUGAAGUGAAUUUACCAAGAGGUAAUGUAUAUGGCCACAUGGGUAAGUGGCAUUGGUUUUUUCUUUUUCUUUUGUGAAAUUCUAUUCACAUAUAAAUUCUUUUAUUUGACCUAAA